AUCGAUUUCACGGUUUGAACGACACGUUACAAACAUCAACUCUCCACGCUUCACUGAAGGGCCCAUAUCGGACACCAUCAACUUUGGGCCGAACAAUGUCAAUCAGACGGCGAUGCUCGCCGUGAGUCCUGGUUCACAGUCACGCUCCAUUCCUGUUGGCCAAACUCAGCAGCAAAGCGAAGCGUAUGUCCCACCGCCCAUUGACGAGAAUAGUUUCACCCCAUGUACUAUAGUGACACCUCGAGACACUGCGUCGGAUCUGCUGGCUACCAACCUCCACACAAGCAACCUGGAGUUUUAUGGGUCGGCCUCAUCGGUCGCAUUUCUCCGCCAUGUGGAAACGUUAUCGAAUUGUCAGACAGGUCCUUUAGCUGGACCGCCAGAACGAUCGUUGACUGCACGUUUGCACAACACUGAUUUCCAACCCAACACGUCACACAGUAUCCCUGUAGCACCACGGGAGGACAAUUCGAACACUGAUCGAUUCUAUUUCCGUGUAGCGAGGCAAUUCCUUGAUGCUUACUUCUCUAACAUCCACUACAUCCAGCCUCUGUUUGAAGAAGAGGUUUUCCUCGCUCGUUGCGAAGAUCUAUGGUUCAACAGACGAGAUAAACAACCACUAUCCUUUGUCGCUCUUUAUUAUGCCACUUUGAGCUUGGGCAGCCUCGUCAUGACUUUCGAAAACCCCAAAAUAUCUGGGGCAGAUCGAUUCACGUGGAGCCGCAAGCUGUUCAACGACGCACUUGCUAUCGUAACCAGACUUGGCACAACAACAGAUGUAGAAAUGGUCCAGUGUUUCUAUAUGAUCAGCAAAAUAUGUCAGCACGAGCUCAAUCCUCACGUCGCGUAUCUAUAUUCCGGCCAAGCGGCAAGAACCUCACUGGCAAUUGGGAUCAACCGAAGCCCCGUCAGGCCAGAUGCAGCUGACCCGCGGGCCUCAGCGGCAGCAUCAAAAACGUGGUGCGCAGCACUAAGAACGGAUAGACAGACGAGCUUUGCUUUGGGGAGGCCCGAUAGCCUAGGUUCCGAUCAAUACCACACACAAUAUCUUCCUCCGGCAGUUUUAGAAGAAUCAAUUUCGAGUCCCCACGUUCUGCAGAUUGUUCCAUGCAUGGUUGACUUGUCGCGAAUUAUGCGCAAAGUGGCGCUCGACUUGUACGCACAGCCGUGCGAAAUGGAACAAAAGCUCCAACGAGCAAAAGCACUCGACGCCGAGUUGGGUCGUUGGCUCGAACAAGUUCCCCCACAUCUUCGGCCUGAGCAACAAACUGAAUCGGGGCUCUCCUUGAAGUCGCGGCGCCUCGCCAGCUACAUCAAGAAGCAGUCUGUCGUGCUGCAACUUCGCUAUCUCAACCUUCGCAUGGUAACCCAUGCCGUAUUUAUGACUGAUACGAAAUCAGCCGAGUCGGACGUGGCCUCGUCCCUUCGAGAAUGCAGAUGCCGGUGUAUCCAAGCGGCAGAAGAAACAAUCGAUCUAAUGUACUCAACAUUUCGCACAGAUGACUAUUUUCAGACCUGGUGGUACAACUCGACCUAUACAUUGUAUGCCGUUAGCGUACUUCUCGCCCUGGUCUUUCGUCAGCUUGCAAGAACUCGAGAAGCACUCGAGAAUCUUUUCGCCCACAUUGACCGUGCGAUCAUGGUACUCCAAGCUAUGGAUGACUGUUUAGUCGCCAGAAGUGCGACAGCCAUCAUCAAGCGAACACUCGCCCGAGCAAAAAAAGUGCCCCAGCCGGCCCUGGUUGCAUAUCAGUCCUUAGCUUUCCAGGAUACGGGUCUCGAUGACGCGUUAGGUCCGCCCGUCUACCUGGAGAGCGAAAAAGAGUCUGACAACAUUGACACACUGCCACAGUCCCAGGAAAUCGAAAGUGAUGGUCUUGGUGAGACUGUGGGCGACCUUGAUUGGCUUAACACAUAUCCAUUCGAUGACAGCCAGCAGGCUUUGUUCUGGACUGAGUGGGCUCAUGAGAUCGACGCUCUGGGAACAUAG
Messenger RNA from Cladophialophora psammophila CBS 110553, 1990 nucleotides. RefSeq lists its product as uncharacterized. NCBI's taxonomy places the organism in Eukaryota, Fungi, Ascomycota, Eurotiomycetes, Chaetothyriales, Herpotrichiellaceae. The transcript is spliced from 6 exons. Gene Ontology annotation, cellular component: nucleus. Gene Ontology annotation, biological process: positive regulation of transcription from RNA polymerase II promoter by galactose; DNA-templated transcription. Gene Ontology annotation, molecular function: DNA-binding transcription factor activity, RNA polymerase II-specific; zinc ion binding; RNA polymerase II cis-regulatory region sequence-specific DNA binding. The record is from RefSeq and is a predicted model, not a curated record. The annotation marks the transcript as partial.